Molecule: messenger RNA, 2571 nt
Organism: Toxorhynchites rutilus septentrionalis
Lineage: Eukaryota; Metazoa; Arthropoda; Insecta; Diptera; Culicidae
Exons: 2
Coding region: 1-2571 (856 amino acids)
Source: RefSeq, a predicted model, not a curated record
AUGUCAAAUGAGAACAUUCAGCAGCCGUCGUCAAUGUCCACUGACACGCUCAUCCUUCAAGUGCUGAGACAGCUUCAACAGCAGCAGCUUGUUACGAACGAGCUCCUCCGCAGCCAGCAGCAAUCCAACGAACAACAGCGCGUGUUCAUCCAGCAACAGGAGAACACCCUCCGGAAUAUCCAGGUCCAGGUUCCGGCAAAUCCCGAGGCGAUUCUUGACUCGUUGGCAUCGAACGUGAAAGAGUUCCGGUAUGACGCCGGGAACAAUGUAACUUUUUCGUCAUGGUUUUCGCGGUACGAAGAGCUGUUUGCUAACGAUGCUGCACGACUUGAUGACCCAGCAAAGGUUAGGUUGCUGAUGCGAAAACUCGGUAUCACAGAACACGAGCGUUACUGUAGUUAUAUUCUACCGAAAACCUCGAAGGACUUUACCUUCGAUGAAACUGUCGCUAAGUUAAAAGGGCUGUUUGGAGCAGCUGAAUCGCUGAUUAGCAAACGCUAUCGCUGCCUCCAGAUUGCUAAAAGCUCUACCGAGGAUUUCAUUACAUACACCUGUCGGAUCAACAAAGCUUGCGUUGAAUUCGAGUUAGGAAACCUUUCAGAGGAACAGUUUAAAGUGCUCAUUUUCGUCUGCGGUUUGACGUCGGAAACGGAUGCUGAAAUCCGGACUCGGUUGCUAGCACGAAUUGAGGAGAAGAGUGACAUUACACUCGAACUGCUUUCCGCCGAAUGCCAACGCUUGCUGAAUUUGCGGCAUGACACUGCCAUGAUUGAGGACACAAGUAGCUCUGUAAAUGCCAUCAAACAUCGGUUCCAAUACAAGAAGCAACCCCGAGCGUGGAAACAGACCACCAGUCCGUCAUCAUCAUCAUCGUCAUCGUCAUCACCCAACGAGAAUAACAAAAAACAGGAAAUCAUUUCUCCCAUCGACUACUCCGACUGGGCUGCACCGAUUGUGGUCGUACGGAAGGCAAGCGGCGCAAUAAGGAUUUGCGGUGAUUAUUCGACAGGUUUGAAUGAUGCCCUUCAGCCGCAUCAAUAUCCGUUGCCGUUACCCCAAGACAUUUUUGUCAAACUCGCCAACUGCAAGGUGUUCAGUAUAGUCGACAUGUCGGAGUCAUACCUCCAAGUCAGCGUCAACGAAUCAACGAGUAUGCUACUCGCUAUCAACAACCACCGGGGCCUCUAUAAAGUGAAUCGUCUGGCACCUGGAGUAAAAGCUGCACCGGGAGCGUUUCAACAACUCGUCGACACCAUGUUGGCAGGACUGGAGAACACUUGCGGUUAUAUUGAUGAUGUAAUCGUGGGUGGAGAAACUGAGGGAGAACAUUGGCAGAACUUAAACGCACUCUUCCAACGACUGAAAGAGUUCGGGUUCACGGUCCGUAUGGAAAAGUGUUCGUUUGGUCGCAUGCAGAUAAAAUACCUUGCACAUAUGAUUGACCAACACGGAAUUCGUCCCGAUCCAGAGAAGAUAGAGGCAAUCAAGUCAAUGCCGGCACCCAAGGAUGUGUCGGAAGUUCGGUCGUUUCUCGGAGCCGUAAACUUUUACGAGAAAUUUGUGCCGAAUAUGCGUGCCCUGCGUAGCCCUAUGGAUGAUCUGCUGAAAGCGGGAGCCAAAUUUGUCUGGACGCCACAAUGUCAGCGAGCAUUCGACGAAUUCAAAACCACCCUUUCAUCGGACCUGCUCUUGACCCAUUAUAAUCCCAAAAUGGAAAUCAUCAUUCCAGCCGAUGCUUCAUCUGUCGGAUUGGGAGCAACCAUCAGCCAUCGCUUCCCUGAUGGAUCAAUUAAAGUGGUUCAACACGCUUCGAGAGCCUUGGCUGCUGCCGAGCGCAACUACAGUCAGACCGAUCGGGAAGGAUUAGCCAUCAUAUAUGCGGUAACAAAAUUUCACCGCAUGGUUUUCGGUCGCAAGUUCCUGCUUCAAACUGAUCAUCAGCCUUUACUGCGCAUUUUCGGUAGCAAAAAGGGCAUCCCGGUCUACACCGCUAAUCGUUUGCAACGCUGGGCCCUUACGCUACUAUCCUACGAUUUCACCAUUCAAUACGUGGCAACAGAAAAGUUCGGUAAUGCAGACAUCCUUUCCCGACUCAUUAGUCGACAUGCGAGACCCGAUGAAGAUUUCGUAAUCGCUUCCGUUACGCUGGAGAGUGAUAUGAGGUCAGUUGUAUACAAUACUUUUAACGUGUUUCCCUUGAGUUUUAAAGCAGUACAACAAGCUACCAAAUCGGAUCCGGUGCUCAAGAAAGUUUAUCGGUACAUCCAGGAUGGCUGGCCGAAUUCCCUAGCCAGUAAUACUGACCGAGAACUUCUUCGUUUUUACAAUCGCCGUGAAUCGCUUUCUACGGUGCUGGGCUGCAUCAUGUUCGGCGAGAGACUUGUGAUUCCGUCUCCGCUACGUAAGCGAUGCCUUGUGGAGCUCCACAGAGGACACCCAGGGAUCCAGCGGAUGAAGGCUCUUUCGCGAAGCUACGUUUAUUGGCCGUCGCUGGACAACGAGAUCGCCGAUUACGUAAAGACGUGCUCACCAUGUGCUACAACAGGGAAGUCACCCGCCGCAGCCCAUUGA